UGUUCUUCGUCCUUCGUCCUGCGUCCUUGGAGAUCGUCGACGCCUCCUGCCUGUCGCUCCAGCCUGCAUCUUUGCCAGCCAUGACAUAGCCAGCUUUGUCUCACACUCGUUGAUUUGCUCAAUUGGCCUCCUGGUCAUGCGCAUCCGCCGCCAUGCUCCCACUCGCACGCCGCGCGGAUUCCCUCUGCUGGCUUGCCUUGUCCCUCCUGGCGUUGACCCCGUCGUCGUCCUGUCUUCCCGGCCGUCUUCGCCCGCGCGCAACGACCGUGCCUGCUCCCAUUUCCUUCUCUCCUGCCCAGAACUGGGAGGGCAUCGACGGGACAUGGAACACCUUCGCCCUCCAGGUCGGCACGCCCGCUCAGGCAGUGCGCGUCAUGAUCUCAACCGCAAGCCAGCAACAAUGGGUCAUUGAUCCUCGCGGAUGCCCGUCCGAUGCCAGCUCGUUUUCUACGUGCGCGAGCUCGCGAGGAGACACGUUCAACAUGUCGCAGUCAACGACCUGGGAUACGAUCGGACUGUACGAGCUGUGGAUUGAGAAGAACUUGGGCCUGUACGGCAACGCAAACUACGGCUACGACACCGUCACGUUGGGAUACCCGGGCGAAGGAGGCCCCACGCUCAAGAACCAAACCGUCGGUGUUCUCGCCACCGAUGCGUUUUACUUUGGCCACUUUGGCAUCAAUCCAAAGCCGACCAACUUCACCAAUUUCGUGGACGAGUCACCCAGCUAUCUUACCGAUCUGAAAAAGGCGGGACUGAUUCCCAGUGUGUCGUGGGGUUACACCGCAGGAGCUCCCUACCGCUUUGCGAAGGUGUACAGCAGUCUCACGCUUGGAGGGUACGACAGCGAUCGCUUCAUCCCAAACGGUAUUUCCUUCCCCUUCGGCACCGACAAUGAACGCGAUAUUCUCGUUUCCGUGACGAGCAUCAGUUCCGUCGACACGUCUGGCACGCAGACUUCACUCCUGCCCAAUUCGAUCUAUUCGUACAUCGACUCCACCAUCGCCGAGAUUUGGCUGCCAGUUGAAGCUUGUCAGCAGUUUGAGAAGGCCUUCAACCUGACGUACGAUGAGACCACGCAGCUCUACCUGCUAUCGGAGGCGGAGCAUAACGCCAUGUUGGUCUCGAAUCCGAACAUCACCAUCACCGUUGCUCCAUACACGCUGGAAGCCGCCAAAGCCGGCACUGUAAACAUCACGUUACCCUAUGCUGCCUUUGACCAGAUUGCGAAGCCACCAUACCAGAGCAUUGCCAACGAGUCAAGGUACUUCCCCCUGCGACGGGCAGCAAACGACUCGCAGUACACUCUCGGCAGGACGUUCUUGCAAGAAGCCUAUCUGACCGUCGAUUGGGAACGCUCAAACUUCUCUGUUGCUGCGUGCAACUGGGCGAAUGGCGGGCCAACGUCGCAGAACAUUGUCGCCAUCUCGUCCUACAACGAUACAAAGGCAAAUGACGGAAACGGAGCGUCUCCGACCGGUAGCGGCGCUUCGAGCCAAGUCUCACCCUUGAGGAUUGGCGCCAUUGCGGGCAUUGCCGUCGGCGGUGUCGUCAUCAUCCUAGCCUCGAUCGUCGGCGUGCUUCUUUACUUGAAGCAUAAAUCUUCGCAGGCGGCCAAGAACGCAAAGGGCGCGGAGAAGGUGACGCCCAAGACGGUCGAUUCCACCAAUUCCAAGGACGACGACGGCGCCGCGGCCGCCGAUCCUAUCGCUGGGCCCACCGUCUACCCGAAAGCAGAAUUGGACGCCUCAACGCCGGCGCGCACUGAAUUAGACACCGAAUAUUACAAGCCUGGCCUUGCAAGCUCUGCCACCUCGUCACACGUAGCACUCGUACACGAGUCGGACAGCAAGGAACGCGAAGUGUUCGAGAUGCCCGGAGACAUGCCUACCAGACAGGAAGCCGACGGGCGCGCCUAUACAGAGAAGGAAGUCAUGCGUCAUCGUGAAGAGCGGAUCAACGGUACAGAUCCCGGCAUAUCACCCAUCACGCCAAACAGCAGCGACAGGAGUCCCGCCAGCACUGUCGCGACAGGCACACUACCGAGCUCUAUCAGCAGUCGUGCGAAUCGCAUGCUGAACCCCGGCGAGAUCAUAGAGCUCGGUCCCUUGGAGAACGGCACGCAGCUUGUGAGCCCUCUGGGUAGCGAUGGACACACUAUGAUGUUCACCAACAUGGCCCCGUUGACGCCUACGACUGCAAACGGCAGCAGCACCAACGGCUCGACCGACCCCGACUCCGGGACUCGAAAGCGGUUCUCGUACGAAGAUCCUUGAACGAAUGGCAUAGUUAAGGAAGUUUUUUUUUCUUUUAUUUGGGAGCGGUUUCCACACGGGAAACACACACUAAUCUACGCAACGGCCUGCUGAAGGAUGGGAUGGACGGAUAUCUUGAUUAUACCCUAGUGCUAUGAUGUAUCAAAAAUUUUCUUUUUUUUGCCUUUUAAUACACGGCAUGGACCAUGUGUAGUCUUGGUUUUUGAUUUCUGCACUUGAAGGGCGGACUGGAAAGUGCACGCACAACAACGCUCUGGCGACUGCGACGUGCAAGGCCGCAUCGAUGCCUCGUAUCUCACGGGCUGUUCCAGCCGGCCCUCGCAUCGACGCCUCGGUGGGUGCGUGAACAUGUACAGGUCAUGGCGGGCCAAACCCCCGGCCCCAGAGGCUCUUGGGAUGGAAAGGUAGCAUUUGAACCAGGUAUAGCCUGCUUGUCGAAAGACGAUAGCGUCAAGCGGCGCGGAUAGAAGCUAGCGUAAUGGAAAAAAAAUAACCUCCCA
This is a messenger RNA of Verruconis gallopava, 2776 nucleotides long. RefSeq lists its product as uncharacterized. Gene Ontology annotation, biological process: proteolysis. The record is from RefSeq and is a predicted model, not a curated record. Gene Ontology annotation, cellular component: fungal-type vacuole. The coding region runs from base 153 to 2276 and encodes 707 amino acids. NCBI's taxonomy places the organism in Eukaryota, Fungi, Ascomycota, Dothideomycetes, Venturiales, Sympoventuriaceae. Gene Ontology annotation, molecular function: aspartic-type endopeptidase activity. The transcript has 2 exons.